Messenger RNA from Paramuricea clavata, 1845 nucleotides. The record is from the annotation of a GenBank genome assembly. NCBI's taxonomy places the organism in Eukaryota, Metazoa, Cnidaria, Anthozoa, Malacalcyonacea, Plexauridae.
AUGGGAAAAUUGUCGCAAUAUGCAAGAAAUCGAGUUAUUUCCUUACGAAUGGCGAAUAAUUCAAUCGUGAAUAUUGUGAGGAUCUUACAAGAAGAGGACGGAAUAAAAACAUCACGGACAAGCGUGUCUUCGUUUAUCGCGAGAUAUCAACGAACGGGAAGUAUUGAUGAUGCUCAACGGAGUGGACGAAAGUCGAUUCUUUCCGAAGAAGAUGUUAGUUUUAUUGACGAGAAAAUGAAAGCUAACGAUGAGCUAACCUCGGGAGAGAUUCAAAAGCUAUUGCGCGACGAACGGGGUGUAACAAUUUCAACAUCCACUAUUCGAAACGUAAGGCGUAAAAAACUUGGUUGGAAACACGAAAAAGCUCGAUACUGCCAACUAAUUCGUGAAAAGAACAAGGUAAAGCGGCUGGUAUUUUGCCUUAAAGCAAUGAAAGAGAAGGAUAGCUUUGAGAAUGCCAUCUUUUCAGACGAGACCACUGUCGAAAUCCAGCAGUAUACCAGAUACUGUUUCCGCAAGAAUGGCAGUUUGCCGAAACGUAAAGGCCGACCAAAACAUCCACUCAAGGUAACAUACAUUUUGCUAGUAUUAUAUAGUAUAUUUAUAUUUUAUAGUCAAAUGCAAUCUUCAGUAAACUGUUUAUUAAUUAAACUUUGCUCCCGAUUUUCAAUUCGUAUUUGAAAUAUGGAUUCAAAUUGUUUACAAAUUUGUAAUGGAUGCUCGUUGCAAAGUUUAGUACGAAAUUCGUUUCCUUGCACUUGGUACUUAGAUAAUAUAAUUUCGCUACUUAGUAGUUAGAUAGUAUUCGCUACAACAAUGUAUCAAUUGGCAAAGACAUAGCACAAUAAAAGGCAAUUAUUGCAUGUAUGUUUGGCAUGAAUCACGAUGGCAUGAUGCAUCAGAGUGAAUUAAUUGGCAUGUAUUUAUCGAUCAGGACCAGGUGCAGACAUUGGCAUGCAAUUUUAUCUGUUGCGUGACUCUUCUUGAAUUAAAGGUCGACACUGCAUCAAAUGGUCCUCCCUUGAUUAAUCACACUCUGAACCAACUUUACAGUAGAAAUUCCCUGAACUGCGUUUGACCACAUGAUCGAUCAACUCUCGUGGUUUUAUUUGUUGUGAUCUUAGAUAUCUUACACUAUAUUUUUGUAGGUUCAUGUAUGGGCUGGCAUAUCAUACAGAGGUGCUACAAAAGUUUGCAUUUUCACUGGGAUAAUGGAAAGUAUUGGGUACCAGACAAUCUUGGAAAGGAACUUGCUUCCUUUCAUCGCAAGUGAAUACCCUGAUGGUCACCGUUUCUGGCAGGAUAAUGAUCCCAAGCACACCAGCAACUCAACCAAAGAGUGGAUGAAAGCGAAUGGAAUAAAUCACUGGCCAACUCCCCCAGAAUCACCGGUAUGCACCAAUGUCAUUCAAUUGAAUGUUAAAAGAUUCGCUGUCUAAGAAGGGUGGAAAACAUACUGUACAGUAUUUUUAUUAUUAUUGUGAUGUGUUUUGACACUUCAUAGCAGAUUUACCCAUUAAAGUCCAAGGAAAGUUGCCACUAUAGAGCCUUUCUUCACUGAAUAGAACAGGCUACAGUGGCAACUAUAAUAAUAUAUAUUAUGAAAAUUUCAAUAUUAAUUACUUUCUUAUUGUAUAGGACUUGAAUCCAAUUGAGAAUUUCUGGGCAAAUCUGAAACACCACCUGCGUAAGUUUACAAAGCCAACCAACAAAGAGGAACUAGUGCAAGGCAUUCAAGAGUAUUGGAAAACAGUAACCCCUGCAAUGUGCCAGCGAUAUGUAAACCAUGUGCGAAAAGUUGUACCGGCUGUUAUAGCAUGUGGUGGUGGCCCUACUGGAUAUUAA